This is a messenger RNA of Exophiala xenobiotica, 1777 nucleotides long. RefSeq lists its product as uncharacterized. Gene Ontology annotation, biological process: chromate transport. NCBI's taxonomy places the organism in Eukaryota, Fungi, Ascomycota, Eurotiomycetes, Chaetothyriales, Herpotrichiellaceae. Gene Ontology annotation, molecular function: chromate transmembrane transporter activity. The transcript is spliced from 5 exons. The coding region runs from base 59 to 1645 and encodes 528 amino acids. The record is from RefSeq and is a predicted model, not a curated record.
UUUCGUCUUCCUUUGCAACUCGUUUUCGCAGGCUUCUUGAUUCUGGUAUGCCAUCAGGAUGCCCCUUCUUGACAUCUUCCAAGCUGUGCGAGAUUACACUCGUGACGAACGUAAUGCACACAGCGCAAAUACGCAAAAGAUAUUAUGGCGGCUAGGAGACGUCUUCCUACGGACAUGGGAUCUCGGGUUCACGGCGUUCGGCGGACCGCCUGUUCACUUCCGCAUUGCACACCAAAGGUUUGUGGAGGGCAAAAAUGGGAAGACGCCAUGGAUCGACGAGCAGAUUUAUCAAGAGUUCUUCGCCAUAGCCCAAGCUCUGCCAGGACCAGGAAGUACUAAGAUGCUGUUCUGCAUUGUCCUAAUACAUGCGGGUAUCAUUCCUGCCAUUUUUGUGUUCCUUACCUGGAGCUUGCCAGGAGCGAUUGGGAUGUAUGCGUUAUCGUUGGGCGUGCAGCGGAUCAACGAAGUUCUUCCAGGCAUAGCGUACGCCUUCCUGUCUGGCUUGAAUGCAUCCACUGUUGGUAUCGUUGCCCUCGCAGCUGUACAGCUUGCCGACAAGGCCAUCAAAGACAAGUUGACCCGAAUCCUUGUCAUUGGCGGUGCUUGUGCCGGGAUGUGUUACACUGCACUUUGGUAUUUCCCGGUUCUGAUCAUGAUUGGCGGGAUUAUGACUGUGGUCUGGGAUAUGUGCCUGCGGCAAGUGGUCGGCAAGGCUCGCGCGAGGCGGGAACGGAGGCGCAGAGAAUCGUUGCACCCAGCUGGAGCGGCAGAACAGAAUCCAUCGCAGCCUGAACCCGUUGAGUUGACCACGCGCGAUACGACUCCGAGCGGACCAUCGGCCGAGACCUUGCACAGGCGACACGAUGGUCAAACCGAGCAAGACCCUACCGCUGCGAAGAAUCCCCAGGCUGAAGAGACGAGAAGAACAUCCACCAAUCCGAGCACCGUCCAGACGGACACUCAGUCGCAUGCCAUUCCUGUCAAGACGGGCCUUUUCAUCAUUGCUGCUUUUUUCGCCUCCUUCAUCGCCGUACUCGUCGCUCGAGGUGUUGUUGACAAUCCCCCACGGGCUUUCGACCUCUUCGCGAACAUGUACUUGGCUGGGACCAUCAUAUUCGGCGGCGGACCCGUGGUCAUCCCUCUUCUGCGCGAAUACGUCGUCCAACCAGGCUGGGUGUCUCCGCGAGACUUCCUCAUCGGCCUUGCCAUCAUCCAGGCCUUCCCGGGACCAAAUUUCAAUUUUGCCGUCUUCCUCGGUGCGCUUUCGCUGCUCGGCACAUCCCAGCCUACUAUCCUUGGCGCAUUCUUGGGAUACUUGGGUAUUUUCGUGCCCGGUAUCACUCUCGCUGUUGGCGUGCAGAGCUUGUGGCGAGUGCUGCGGACCAAGCCUUUCGUGACGAGUCUUCUGAGGGGUGUCAAUGCUACGGCAGUGGGUCUGGUGUUCACGGCCGUCUAUAGAUUGUGGCAGAUCGGAUACUUGACGCCGGAAAAGAGCGAUGGGCAGAGUUUGGCGACUGAGCCUUGGUGGGUUGUGGUCACGGCGCUUACAUACUCGGGCAAUGCUUGGUUCAAUGUCCCUGCUCCUGUGGCUAUUGUGUUUGGAGGUCUUCUGGGACUCUGCUGGUAUGGAGUGGUGGGGCAUUGAUUGUCUGUAGCCUACUGGUACUCACAGUGGUACUACCGCAAACGAGGAUCAUGUCCAGAUGCUGUGUGGGAGACGACCAAAACCAUCGUGGUGGCUGCAGCUGAAAAGUCUUAAGUUGGAUCUAUUAAGAGG